This is a messenger RNA of Geodia barretti, 930 nucleotides long. NCBI's taxonomy places the organism in Eukaryota, Metazoa, Porifera, Demospongiae, Tetractinellida, Geodiidae. The record is from the annotation of a GenBank genome assembly.
AUGUUCAUAUUUGUGUAUACUGGAUGCGAUCCAAAACAGCAGCCUGAUGCUUCCACAGGAGGUAAACUUCGCAUUGUCACAACGAUCGGUAUGAUUACCGAUAUUGUAAAAAAUGUUGGUGGUGAACGCGUUGAGGUCACAGGAUUGAUGGGUCCCGGUGUAGAUCCACACCUCUAUAAGGCGAGUGCAGGUGAUGUCCAUAGGUUAACUUCAGCACAAAUCAUUUUCUUUAACGGACUGCACCUUGAGUCAAAAAUGGGUGAUAUCCUUGCCAAGAUGACAGGAAAUACCAAGACUGUUGCCGUAACAGAUGCCGUUGACCGGAACUUACUGCUAACACCACCGGAAUUUGAAGGGCAGUAUGACCCGCAUGUAUGGUUUGACGUAACGCUUUGGAUGAGAGCGGUGGGAAAGGUUCGCGAUACCCUGAGUGAAUAUGAUUCGGAUAACACGCUAAUGUACUGGAGCAAUGCCGAACGCUACCUCGCGAAACUCGCGGAACUGCAUGAGUACGUGAAGGCACAGUCGGCACGCGUGCCAUCUGAACAACGCGUACUCGUAACAGCACACGACGCUUUUAACUAUUUCGGGAAGGCUUAUGGGUUUGAGGUGCGCGGGCUACUGGGUAUUAGCACCGCAACAGAGGCAGGUAUUGCUGAUGUCCAGGAAUUGGCGACCUUUAUAGCUGAGAAACGCAUUCCCGCAAUUUUUGUGGAAUCCUCUGUUUCGCCGAGGAGUCUUAAAGCAGUCCAAGCGGCUGUGAACUCAAAAGGUUUUAAUGUGGAGAUUGGAGGGCAACUCUACUCCGACGCUAUGGGUAACGAUGGAACGCCUGAAGGCACUUAUAUCGGGAUGGUUCGCCAUAAUAUUGAUACGAUUGUGACUGCACUCAUUGGGGGAACGUCCGCCAGUUCUAUGGUGGGACCGUGA